AUGGGUGGCUGGACGUUCUUCCUGUUCGCCUAUCUGCUCGGCGGCCUCACCUUCCUCCCACUGACCGUGGCCGCCGUUCUCCUCCACCUCUACUUCUCGCUCCCUUACCGACCCGACCCCGACGUGAGGAAAAAAGACGACUGCGACGAUAUUAUUCAGCCGGGGGACGACGUGUCCGCCCUGAUAGAAGCACAGGAUGCGAGAAAAGAGGAUAAUAAGACCCGGUUGACGAGCGAGCCCGAUGUCGCUGCGGGAUACUUUGCCGUGUGUCGUGAAUACACGCCGAUGGGGAUCAACGCGAAACCCAUCGAGCGGUCGACACCUGUGGGAUCGACGACCGUGGCGGCUCCGAGUCAGAGUGUAUACCAGACCAUGUACCGGAGCAUCUUUGACCGGAAGCAGACGUCGAGUCCGAUAGAUAGUAAUGGAACGGCGAGCCAACGGCCCAAGAAGGCCGGCAAUGUGUUUUACGUUGCGCUUAGACACGGCCACCUGAUGCUUUUCGAUGACGAGGAACAGCUCGAAGUCCGCCAUGUCAUAUCUCUCGCCCACCACGACGUUAGCAUAUACUCGGGGGGCGAUGUUACACCAGAGGGCGAACUCUACAUAAAGCGAAACGCCAUCCGCUUGUCCAGAAGAAAUGAGGCCUACGACAUAGCUUCCGAGAAUGCGAAACCCUUCUACCUCUUUUCCGAAAACUGUUCUGCCAAGGAAGACUUUUACUUUGCUCUCCUCCGGAACCAGGAGCAAACUCUCGCCGCCGACCGAACUGCGCCCGUUCCGCUUCAGUACGACGUGACGGAUAUCAUCUCCCUUGUUCAACGCCUCCAUUCGACCGACGAUCACCUGCAUACAAGGUGGCUUAACGCCCUUCUUGGACGGGUGUUCCUCUCUGUCUACAAGACGUACGAACUGGAAAACUUCAUUCGCGAGAAGCUUACAAAGAAGAUUUCGCGAGUCAAGCGCCCCUCGUUUCUGACCCAUAUCGUCAUCCGAGACAUUCACACGGGGAAUUCGCCGCCCUACAUUUCGAACCCGAAACUAAGGGAUCUAAGCGUUGAUGGCGAAUGCGUUGUGGAAGCGGACGUUCGGUAUACGGGUAACUUUCGGAUAGAGGUUUCGACUACUGCCCGUAUCGAUCUCGGUUCCCGCUUCAAAGCCCGCGAGGUCGACCUCACUCUAGCCGUUGUUUUACGCAGAAUUGAGGGACGUGCCAUGUUCAAGAUCAAGGCCCCGCCGAGUAACCGAAUUUGGUUCUCGUUUCAGUCUAUGCCCAAGAUGGAGAUGAGCAUCGAGCCCAUCGUCAGCUCCCGACAGAUUACUUAUACGAUGAUUCUUCGUCAGAUCGAGAACAGGAUCAAGGAGGUUGUAGCCGAGAGUAUUGUGUCGCCUUUCUGGGACGAUGUCCCCUUCUUUGAUACCGAGCACAAGAAGUGGCGUGGAGGGAUCUGGGCUUCGGACAACCAGCCUUCGACACCCCCGCCGGAGGAGGUCAUAGAUGCACCGCCGGUGAAUGAUCCUUGCGGACACGACGUUCAGUUUGCCCUUGAUGUGUCAGAUCCAAAGCAUCCACACAUUAUUGAGAAGCACGGGGCCGAAACCCCCCCGUUGGUGAAAAGCCCCACAGCCAGUCUCUUUAGUCGAAAGCUCACUACCAAGUCUGCGGUUAGCAGUCCAAGGGCAUCGACGACGAGCUUCGAGUCCACACAGCACGUCCCAGCAACUGCUAGUGCGUGGCCCGCACCGUCUAGGACAGCUGCCGAUGUCGUUGUAGCGCCAGAUUCAGCCAAGGCGGAACCCGCGGCUGGCAUAAGAGAAAUGCCGACUUCUGCGGCGAUGGAGACUUUGGCGGCCGUGGCCGGUUCGCCUCCGAAACAGGGCAUGACGCCCUUGGCCUCGCCGAUCAAGCCGCCGCCGCCUGUGGCCAAGGCGCAUUCGAUUCAUAGCGAUAGAGACGGUGAUCGAAAUCGGGAAAGGGAACAUGAGGAAGACACGGUGCCUGUGCCUGUACCGACAACAACGACGACAUCGCACGAGAACAGGAGAGAUACGACAUCUUCGAUCGAAUCCUUCGAUCACGGGCACGCGACUAACCAGGGUAAAGCUGCUUCUGUAAAGAGUCGCGCCGGCUCAACCAAUUCGAAUUCUCGGGGUUUUCCCAAUCGCGAAGAGACGGGGACAUCUUUCGGUAGCUCCAACUCUAACUCAUCUGCGGGCCAUAACUCGAACGGUACCUCCACCGUGAAGAAUAAUACCUUUGCCGCCGUUAGCAACGCAGCGCAGCAGGCUCGGCAGUGGGGUCUUAACGCGUUGCAGCGUCGCAGGGAGGCUAAGGAAGAGCAGCAGAAGCAAAACCAGCUUAACCACCAUCACAACAGUAACGGUCAUCCCCAGGUCGACCUGAGCCAACCCAUGGGCAGGGGACGACCGUUGCCACCUCCUGGAAUACCGCUCCCGCCGCCGGACAGAUCUCAGAAGCCUACGACCAUUCCUGUGCAGAAGAAGAGGACUCUGCCGCCGCCUCUUUUGCCUGAGCGGUGGUGGCCCGGUCCCGGUGAUCGUGACCGCGACCGCGACCGUGAAAGGGAACGGGAACGAGAAUGGGAGCAGGACGUUCAGAAGGCAAAGGAGAUGUCGCUUGAGGAUGAGCAGCACAAAUCUAAGAGGCCCGUACCACCGCCGCCCCUUCCGAGGAGGAGAGGUAGGAACGAUAGUGUCGAUGACUACCCGCCUGAGGGGAAUAUGCUCGUUGUGGCCGCACCUUCAGAUUCCGAGCCCGGUACCCCUGCUGCUGCUGCUGGGGAGGCUUUCCCAAGUCUUGACUCGACAGUGCAACCUGCCGGUGUCGAUGAGGGAUCAAAGGUUAUCCCAACGCAGCAGGCUGAUGCUCGUCCGCCUCCUCUGCCGCCAAAACAAGUACCUGUCGCAGAGGAGGUAGAAGUCCAUGACGUGCAAGAUACUCCGGCACAACCGCAGGCAGAGUCAUCAGAUGCCGCCCCCUCCGCCGUUACUCAGAACAAUGAAGAGGAAGAUGAUGACGGCUACUCCGGCUGGAUGGAUGACACCAUGACCUUUGAGGAAGAGGAGAAUGAAAAUGUGCGUCAGGCGGCCAUCAUUGCAGAGACAAAUCUGCUCUGA
Scedosporium apiospermum is the source of this 3138-nucleotide messenger RNA. RefSeq lists its product as uncharacterized. The transcript has 2 exons. The coding region runs from base 1 to 3138 and encodes 1045 amino acids. Lineage: Eukaryota; Fungi; Ascomycota; Sordariomycetes; Microascales; Microascaceae. The record is from RefSeq and is a predicted model, not a curated record. Gene Ontology annotation, molecular function: lipid binding. Gene Ontology annotation, biological process: phospholipid transport. Gene Ontology annotation, cellular component: endoplasmic reticulum; ERMES complex.